Molecule: messenger RNA, 2854 nt
Organism: Penicillium brasilianum
Lineage: Eukaryota; Fungi; Ascomycota; Eurotiomycetes; Eurotiales; Aspergillaceae
Source: the annotation of a GenBank genome assembly
UCGACAACCGCGAGGAGCAGAAAAGGGGGCUCUUCAUCGAAACGCGACUGUUUUCUCAUUCUCGAAAAACAACAUCCACUCCACUAAUGCCAUGACCGGGUCAGCCGAUGCCGCUGGCCCACUCCGCGUCUCGCAGCGGCGGCCCCUCGCGUGUCGAGAAUGCACCAAGCGGAAAAGAAAGUGCGACAAGCAAAUCCCUUGUUCUAGAUGUCGACGCCUCAAUCUAGAGUGCUCGGUGGAGACUGUGCGACUCCGGCGGAAUACCGUACAACAUGCAUCUGAGAUUCAAUUCUUAGGCUCCAUAUUGGCGGAGCUGGAUUCCGGCUCUGCACAAAAGCUGCCUCAUGUUGCUCAUAGAUUAAAAGAAAGAAUAUCCCAGCUACAGACCGGGAUAUCAACGUCGCCGACCGAUGAGAGUCCCGCGGAGUUGCUGCAAGAGGAUAUCAAGCAACCGGACCAGUUUGACGAAAGGCAGGCACUACGUCGACUGGCCGAAGCCCCGACGGAGAAUACAGAUCCACCUAUUCUUACGGCAAUAGAGCAUCUUGCUUGGGGUCGAAAUUCUGCAGGAUGUUUCCCCCACAGGCGAUGCGCCUGCCAAUACCGUCGAGAUAAUCCGGAGAUGCUAUCGAUGAAUAGCGGGUCUUUCCAAAUACAUGGAUCUGCUUUAGAGUCCUUAGUAUUCGUGCCCAUGUCAAACGACGCCCAAAAGCUCAUCAAAUUUCAUAUUGGCCAUUUGACCUGGCAUCACAAUUGCUUCCAUGGCGAGACAUUCCUAGAACAAUGUGAUUUGUUCUGGAGCACAGGAAGAUGUGACAAUCCGCUCUGGGUUGCACUCUACCUCUCUGUCCUGAGUUGCACGGUCAACUCAAUUCAAAAUAGCAGAAAGCUGAAAAGCCUGCUUGAAGUUGACCUUGAUAGCAUGCAAACUGCACAGCAACUUUUUUCAGCCAUGGUUCAAACAUUGUAUCAUGCGCAUUUCCUAAAUAACCUUUCCAUCUGCUCCGUCCAAGCCAUCGUCAUAUCGACGGAGGUUGCGCACAACCUGGGUCUCAGUCAACUGAACGCAACGAUGUUCAAUGCUGCCGUUCGAAUCGCGGAGUGUUUAGGACUUCACAAAAUCAAAGAUCAUCCGUCUUCGUUGACACAGACCCGAGAUCAAUGGGAAGAACGGGUGGAGCGAGAAGUCGGACGGCGAGUAUGGUGUCAAAUGAUCAUCCAGGACCAUUUUGCUAUACCUUUUACCGACACUUAUAGCAUUUCUCCCCUACAUUAUUCCACCGGCCGCCCUCUGAAUGCGGAUGAGCAGAAUCUCAGCGAGUUGCCCACCAAUAUACCUACCAUCAGUACUUAUGUGCGUGUGCUCGUCGAGCUAGCCGCUCUGAUGCCGGAUCUAGUGGACGGCCUGGGCCCCAUGAGCAAGCGCAAGUCUCGUCGCGAACAAUAUGAACAUAUACUUCACGUGGAUCAGAAGAUGAGAGCCGUUGUCAAAGGUAUUCCAUCUUUCCUUUUGCGAUCCGAUAAGGCCAAAGAGUCAAAGAUUCCGUGGCUUAGCAUUGUCCGUCGAAGCCUGGCUAUUACGGCGGCAGAAAAGAUUAUCAUGAUACACCGACCAUUUCUCUUCCGCUCAUUCCACGAUCCAAACUACGGCCAUUCAAGACGUACCUGUAUUGCAGCUGCGAUGACAAUCCUGCGCGAACAUGAAACAAUUGCCAAGGAGGAGGACCUGUCAAUCUGGACACACACUGCAUUUGCUAUUACCGCUGCCGUCAUUCUAUGCUUCGAGGUGAAUGCUACUGUGGAAAACCCCUCUGAUGGGAAAUUAGAGAUGUACAGAGAGGCUGUUCUUUCUGCACGUGAGCGCCUCGCUUUACGAAAUCAUGAUUUGCUCGCCCAGCGUGGAGUCGCUCUAAUAGACGCAAUUUUGAUUGCUGAAGAGGCCCAUUUUGGAGCUAGAGAAAGGAAACGUGGCGCCCAUAUUGACUUUAAUCGGAUUUUUGCCAACUAUUCAACGUUGAGCAGAGUGAUUCUCAACCCAGAUGACGAUAUGGCGUUUGGCAAGUUGCCUGGUAAUAGCCCAGACGACUUUCGGAGCGUGGAUACCAAUGAGAUGCAGUUCUCUUGGAAUCAGGACGAGGUUGACUUUGAUAUCUGGUUCAAUGGCAUUUUUAACGACCUUCAGCCAUCUCCUUUGGCGUGAAUUCUGAUAGCGUUGUAUACGUCCGAUACCCAAAAUACUUCAAGCGUGGAUGACAAUGAGAAUGUCUAAUUUCAGAUUGUAUUACCAGAUGCUCAUGAAUCAUUAUAAUGGAGCUUAUAUCCACAUGAAUCCGCGGGGAAUCGUAAAAGUCGUAUAACCAGGGGGUUAGUACUAUGCUCCAGAAACAUGCAUAUUGCAAUGCACUCUCCCCUAAUCCUUCCCUCAAUCCAUGGCUGCCACUGCGACAGACAACACAUAAGGCCCAUCCAGUGCGCCAGAAUAAUUAGAGCGGGCGGAUCUUUCUCCCUCAAGAGAUUGACAAAGUCACAAUCUAACCGGCCCAUGAAUGAGGUACAAUGUCCAGAGUUUAGAGCGUCUCGCUCCAAUUUCAAAAGUGAAGUGAGAAUGCGAAGUGGACUGUAGUAAAUGCUGGUUUUAUCCGUUGUCCAGUCGUCGAUCCCGCAAAGAUCCGCUAGAUCCGGAUCAAGGCCUUCACGGCCUUGCUGGAUAUUGUCAAAGAUCUUGUCUUCUUCUUUGCCGAUUCCUGCGAAUGCCGUGCCCCAGAUACUGGAAGGGAUAUAUUGCGAGGCGAGUGUUAAGAUACACCGGAAUCCGCUUUGGAGGCAAAGCCAAUUCAUGGCCUCUGGCUUGUUG